AUGCUUCGAAUAAAAAGUGGUAGACAAGAAUAUAUUCCACUUCAACGAGUGAAUAUUUCAGCUACAAUUCAAUCAUAUGGUGCUGAUGUAUGUAUUACUCAAAUAUUUCGUAAUGAUGAACAAACAUCAAUUGAAACUGUUUAUUGUUUUCCAAUUGAAGAACAAGCAGCUAUAUACAGUUUUGUAGCCCGAAUUGAUGAUCGAGAAAUUAUUUCUAUAUUAAAAGAGAAAACGAGAGCACAACAAGAUUAUAAUAAUGCUUUACAAGUUGGUCAUGGAGCUUAUCUAUUGGAACAAAAUGAUCAAUCACAAGAUAAUUUUAUCGUUAAUGUUGGUGCUAUUCCAUCGGGUAAAGAAUGUCAAAUAAGUAUUUGGUAUGUUUCUGAAUUGGAUCUUGUUGAAAAUGGUACUAAGAUACGAUUUGUUCUUCCAACAACGAUUGCUCCUCGUUACAAUCCUUAUCAAGGUAGUAUCAGUUCACUAGCGAGUACUACUUCUACUUAUGUUCAAUGGAGUCCGUAUACAAUUGAUUUGCGUUGUCAUGUUAAUAAAUUUGGAAUUAGCCAAAUCAGUUCUCCAUCUCAUCCAAUUCAAGUAUAUUCUAAUGAUCAAAAUUAUUAUAUAAUUGUAUUUGCUCAACAAAAUAUUCAAUUAGAUCAUGAUAUUAUUUUAGAUAUGCAAUUAACUACAGAUCGAUCGAAUACAUUUGUUGCUGUUGAACCAGGUGCAGUGAUGGUAUCAUUUACACCGACUGAAAAUGACUUUCGACAUCUGAAAUAUCAACAUGGCCGAAUGAUGAAUGAAUUUAUUUUUAUUAUUGAUUGUAGUGGUUCAAUGAGUGAUAAUAACAAAAUUGGUCUAGCUCGACAAGCAAUUUCACUUUUUCUUAAGAGUUUACCUAUUAAUUCUUACUUUAAUAUUAUUCGAUUUGGAUCGAAAUAUAAAACUCUCUUUAAAGAUACUACAGAUCUUUAUAAUGAAGACAAUGCUGAAAAAGCGGAAGAAUACAUUAAAAAAAUCAAUGCUGAUUUAGGUGGUACUGAAUUGUUAAACUGUCUUCAAUGGCUUGAAAGUCAACCACCACGUGAAAGUCGUGCUCGACAAAUCUUUCUACUUACUGAUGGUGAAAUUUCUAAUGUCGAAGAAGUGAUUGAUCUCUGUCGAACAAUGGCUACUUCAACCCGUAUCUUUUCAUUUGGAUUAGGUUCAUCUCCUAGUCGUUCACUUGUUAAAGGACUAGCUCGAGCAACAAAUGGUCGCUAUGUUUUUAUUCCACCGAAUAGUAAUGUCGAUAUUUAUGUUGGUGAACAAUUACAGAAAGCACUUCAACCAUAUAUUAUGAAUAUUCAAGUCAAGUGGUCUUUAAAUAGAUUGGGAAUAACCAGUAUUCCAACAAAAAUCCCACCUAUUUAUGCUGGUGAACGUUUAAUUAUUUACGCUCUAGUUGAUGAUAAAUCUGCUCAAUUUGAUUUGAAAUCAAGUGUUGAAUUAACGACCGAACAAUAUCAAUUAAGUCAUAUAAAACUAUUUCAAGCGGCUAAUAUAGGUAAUAACAAUAUGAUUAGCAGAUUGGCUACGAAAGCACUUAUUCUUGAAUUACAACAUGCUAAACUACCCUCAUCCUCUUUACAAAAUCGAUUAUUAGAACAACAGUCGAAUGUAUCAGCGAAGGAUAACAUACAGAAACGUAUUAUUGAAUUAUCUCUUCAAUAUCAUAUUCUUAGUCCUCAUACGGCUUUUGUUGGUAUUGAAAAACGACUAAAUUCAAAUAAUGCUGAUAUGACUUUACGUGAAGUCCCAAUUCAAGUUUCAGCCGACGAUCACCAUUUAGACACACAUUUCCAGUCGAUGAGUUCAAGGAUUGUCAGCGCGUUGGAAAGAAGACUUGGUAUGGAUUUGAAUGGUGACAGUUACGUUGGUGGCUCAGGUUAUCUCGACAAGUUCGAGAGGAUCACUGCGCGUGAUAUCAAUGGUGACGGUUACGUUGGUCAAUUCUUUUCGAACUUGAAUCCUUCUCAAUACUCAACGCAGCAAAAUUCGGCAAAAUCAUUUUUGCGUCACCAACUGGCCAACUACGUUCAUGUUCCGUCAGUACAGUAUUCAACAGCUGCAAAUACGCGAAGUACGUUCUCAGAUCAUUCUGAAGAUCCACAACACACAUAUAAUCAAGAUACUGUUCGUUAUUUGAUCGCUCAGCAAAAGUUUGAUGGUAGUUGGAAUUUGGAUUCAGACAGUAUCAAACAAUUAACAGGACAUUCGUUAAGUACAUUUCAACAACUAGCACAUAAUCAAAUCAUUGUCUCAGCUAUUGUUAUUGUGGUUUUGGAAACACGUUUUGCUGCAUUCUCAUCAUUAUGGUAUGGUGUCGUGUUGAAAGCACGUGAACGUCUUCUCCAUCUUCUGGGCAAUGAUUCAAACAAACUUGAUGGUUUAUUUGGAGAAAUUCGCCAACGAUUAUAA
Adineta ricciae is the source of this 2460-nucleotide messenger RNA. The record is from the annotation of a GenBank genome assembly. Lineage: Eukaryota; Metazoa; Rotifera; Eurotatoria; Adinetida; Adinetidae.